Thyridium curvatum is the source of this 3789-nucleotide messenger RNA. RefSeq lists its product as uncharacterized. The transcript has 7 exons. Gene Ontology annotation, cellular component: membrane. Bases 1 to 3789 code for a protein of 1262 amino acids. Gene Ontology annotation, biological process: transmembrane transport; DNA-templated transcription; regulation of DNA-templated transcription. NCBI's taxonomy places the organism in Eukaryota, Fungi, Ascomycota, Sordariomycetes, Thyridiales, Thyridiaceae. Gene Ontology annotation, molecular function: DNA-binding transcription factor activity, RNA polymerase II-specific; DNA binding; transmembrane transporter activity. The record is from RefSeq and is a predicted model, not a curated record.
AUGACUGUCACACAGCAUGGCGCAUCCCAGGAUGCCACUCCCGUGGACUAUGUUGCUAUAGUUUCUUCAUGGACACCUGAAGAACGAGCAGCCAAGGAGAAGAAGUUCCUUAGGAAGGUUGACUUUCGACUGCUCCCUAUUCUCAUUAUCAUGUACAUCAUGAACUACAUUGACCGUGGCGCCGUCCCUCAGGCUCGCAUCCAAGGAUUAGAAGGGGAUCUAGGCUUGCAGGGUGUCGAAUACAACGUGGUGUUGAGUAUCACCUUCGUCGGGUACAUCUUGAUGCAGGUUCCCAGCAAUAUGAUUCUCACUCUGGUACGCCCAAGUUGGUAUCUAGCAGCCUGCAUGAUUGCAUGGGGUGUCGUGAGUGGCGCUUCGGGAGCUGUUCACAACUUUGGGGGUCUCGCAGCCUGCCGAUUCUUCCUCGGCGUCACAGAAGCUCCAUUCUUUGCUGGAUGCGCGUUCUUGUUCUCCGGAUGGUACACACGAAAGGAACUAGGGCUCCGACUGGGUAUUUUCUUCUGCGCCGCCAUGCUGUCGGGGGCCUUCGGUGGUCUAUUCGCUGCAGGAAUCGCCGCUGCCUUUAAGAACAACAAAAUUGCAAGCUGGAGGUGGCUCUUCAUCAUCGAAGGUGCCGCAACGGUCGUCUUCGCGAUGGUCACAGCAUUCGUUCUCCCCGACUGGCCAGCAACCACAAAGUGGCUGUCCGAGGAGGAGAAGGCGCUCGGCGUAGUCCGUCUCAUUGAAGAUGCUGGCGAGGAAGAGGAAGAGAUCAAGGUGACUGAUGCUCUGAAGAUGGCCACCAGGGACUACCGUGUCUGGCUUUGCAUCAUUGGUCAGAUUUGUGUUCAAGCCGUUGCGUCUCUAACCAAUUUCCUGCCCACGCUGGUCAAGAACUUCGGAUUCAGCACCAUCAACACUCUUCUCCUCACAGCGCCUCCAUACCUUGUCACGGCAGCUUUCUGUCUCUUCAACACGUGGUACUCUGACCGGACCAGCAAACGGUCUCCCUCUAUGAUUUUCCCCAGCAUCGUGGCUCUCAUCGGCAUCAUCAUCACCAUGUCUACCACCAACACUGCGGCUCGCUACUUUGCAUUGUUCUUGAUGCUUCCAGGGACCUACGGAUGCUUUCAGAUCUCUAACGCAUGGAUGGCCAACAUCGCUGCCCGGCCGCAGAAAAAGCGUGCUAUCUCCCUCGCCUUGAACAACUCCAUUGGCAAUGUGGCUCUCGUCUGGACCCCCUAUCUUUACCCGGCUUCAGACGGACCUCGGUACAUGACGGCGUGGUCUGUGAAUUUGGCACUCACUGUAGUAACCAUCGGAAGCUCACUUUUCCUUAGUAUCAGUUUGCGUAAGGACAACAGAAAGCUAGAUGAGAUUGCGGGUGCUGGCUACAAUCUGGAGGAUGGAGUAGGCCUCAAGGCCCAGGGAAUCGAGAUCCACCAUGAGCAUCCUACUGCCGGUAGGCCACUUGGAGGUGUUAAUGCUGGUGCCAAGGCGCGGUAUGACAACAUGGAAGCCACACAGAGCCCGCCUACGGCCGAUGCCCGGCAGCACAAUCUUGAUGCUGCAGAUGGUGAUGUUGAGGCUGACGACGUUGCCAGACAUGAUGCUGGAGAUGUCAUCUCCAGAAGCUCUUCUCGCAGCAAACAUAGCCCCAAGGAUAUUAAUGUCCCGAAGAGCCGCUUGCAAGCCGGUGGAGUCAGGAGGACGGGCCCUGGGAGGAAGCCACGAGCCUGCGCGGAAUGCAAGAAACAGAAGAUGAAAUGCGAGGUGUUGCCUGGCGAUCAUCAAUGCCGCAACUGCCUCCGUCGCAAGAUUAUCUGCGUGAUCCAGCGUGGAGUUUCCUUUGAGGGUUCACGAGAUGACCCAGAACAAUUACCACAUGUUCAAGAGGCCUACGAGAAAAAGCUGGAUGUAAUGCAACACGAGAUACAGGAGAUGAGGCAGAGUAUUGAGCUGUUGGUAAGGCAAGGUUACACGCCACAUGGCACGACCCCAGGGUUGAACACUCGCCAUGGUGUAAGAAUUGAGACUCCACAGAACACGACGAGUCCCGCGACCACAACUCUCUCAUCUCGAGAAGACAAUACACGCAUGGCUAUGACGAGAGAAAACUCUUUAGAUCCCGUGCACAAUGGUGACUCAACCCAUGGUCCUGUCACCGUCGAAGAACCCAUGGGAAGCCUGUACGAAGUGACGAGAUUACGAAACAUCCGCAGCAAUAAAGCAAAGGUGAUCCGGCCACCUCGAGAGAUGGUUGAUGGGCUAGAUGACUUCAUCUCACGGGGAGUCAUAUCCGAAAUGGAAGCAGAAGAACUCUACAAGAUAUUCCACUCAUCGCUCAAUCACUAUCUCUGGGUUGGACUGGAGCAGACACACCCAAGUUUUGAGUCUGUUAGAAAGUCUUCAGAAUUACUCACGGCUACAAUUCUGACCGUCACUGCACUUCACAUACCAACAAGCGCGGAGACGUUCGACAAAUGUUACAAAGAAUUUCUGACGCUCAUCUCUUCAUCCAUGUUCUCACGGUAUCAUUCCAUCGACGAUGUCCGAGCGCUGUGCAUCGCUGCAUUCUGGUUGUCUGAAGUGUCUUGGAAGCUCUCCGGCCAUGCCAUCCGGAUUGCAGCAGAGCUAAACAUUCACCAAUCGUUCGCCCGCGCCCUGGAAGGUGACCGAGAACAUUUCCUGCGUGCGCGAUUGUGGUACAUGCUUUACGUAUGCGACCACCACUUCAGCAUUGCUUAUGGUCGACCCCCUAUGAUCGCAGAGUCGCAACAAAUUCGAGAGCACGAGACAUUUCUAGCGUCUCCCUUCGCCGAUGCUCUCGAUCAAAGGAUAUGUUCUCAAGUGAACUUGAUGCAGAUCCUCACCCGUAUCUACGACCGCUUCUCGGAGCGAAAGCUUUCUUCCCAUGCAGAUGGGGCGGGCAUGGGUAUGCUCGCGGAGGAGGAUUUUGUCGAGUUGCGGAACUUCAACCUAGAGAUCGACCAGUGGCGGAUGAAGUGGCACGCACGCCAGGCCAGUAACAAAUAUAUUGGCACAUUCCCACCCAAAGGAAUCAUACUCUACAGCUACUUUGCCAAACUACAGCUCAACUCGCUGGCAGUCAGGGGUGUCAGCUUAUCCCAUGGACGACUCUCGACGGAACGUAAAGAGUUUGCGAACAUGGCAAUAUCUGCUGCGGCGAGCAUCUUGACCUUUGUGUUGGAAGAAGCCGACCUGCGGCGCGCACUCGUGGGCACGCCCUUGUACGUUCACACCAUGAUCGCAUUUGCGUCGGUAUUCUUGAUGAAGCUGGCGACAAAGUGGAAUCGUAUCAUUGGGCUGAACAUAGAGAUUGGCUAUGUGUCCCACCUUCUGAAGAGGAUGAUUAUCUUGCUAAAGAGCUCCAUCACCUCUGAUCGGCAUCUCCUGCAUCAUAUUGCGGAGGGGCUGGAGAAGAUGCUCGCUAGGAUGCCGGUCAUGUCAAGUACCACAUCCUCGGCCGCAAGCAAGACCAGCGGAGAGGAAUACCAUCUCGAGGUGUCGGCCAACUAUCACGGAGGUGAUUUCGUAAUAGGAAGCAGUACGGAUCCUUUGAUUCAGCAGCCAAUGGCCGGAGCAGGCCACGACAUUGGCAGGACAUUUGCCCACUCGCCAGGAUGGGAAUCCCUCACUGUCGCACUUCCUGCCCAGGAUGUGUUCGCUGACGUGCCGAUUAUGAAUGAUAACAUGAUCUACGAGGCCUUUGGAACCGAGUCAGCAAACGAUGUGUACAAUUUGCUUACAAGUCAGUUUUCGUAUUAG